AUGGCAAAAAUCGCUACAUCAUUUGUAAAUCACUACAAAUUGACACCACAAACUAGUUUACCACAGCUUAGUACUUAUGUUGAAGAGUUAAAUAGUAAACUCUCAGAUGGUAAGACAAAAGAGCAGGCUCGAAAAGCUAGAGAUCAGGCUAAAAGACGCUUCCAACAGUUGGGAUUGAGUAAGGAGCAAGCUGAUACUCUUAUUCCUAUUCGAGCUCCUGGGAGAUAUGUUGAUGAAAGAGACCCUAUCAAAAUUAUUGCUCGAGAUAUUAUAAAAAAUGAUCUCUCACCUGAAGAGAUAAAUGGAAUAGCAUACGACUUGGCUUCUUCUGCUCCUACUACUGCAACGAAAAUACCCUUUAUUACUGAAGAAGCAAACCAGAUUCAAGCAAGAAAACGUAUACUUCGUGGAAUUAAUGGUUACAAUUGUCCCGAGUUCUUUUACUUGGAAAAAGUUCAGGAAAGACUCAACAAAUGUAAUAUUACCAAGCCUCCUUCAAUGCAAAAUCUAAUAGAUAUAAUGAUAAUGCUAUGUAUGCGAUCGGCAGAUGUGGAAACUCUUCGUAUUAAUCGAUACAGACCAAGUAGUGAGUCAUGGUAUAAUCCUGACUAUUCUUGGUACUGUAUUGGUUAUGCAAAAAAUAAAGGUGAAGUAGAAGAACCAAUACGAGCAAGAGAAAUACUUAUCUGGAUUCAGAGAUCAAUACCAGAUAAAUUUCCCUUCUUGUUAAAAGAUAAGAAUGGAAAUACUAAUGUUGCACCUCUUAAUCAAUUCCUAAGUUGCCAUAGAAUUACCUCAUUUAUAUUAAGAAAAAUAGGAGCUGAUCAUGCUUCCAGAGUACAUGGAGGUAGGAAUGAUUCCUGCCGUCAAUAUUUACGGCAAUUGGCAUGUAGGCAUAAAAUAGGCCAUGCUUCAUCAGUUGAACAUUAUGGUGUAAUGAAUGACAGACCAAAUACUCCAGCACCUAAACAAGAAAAUACACGUAUACGCAUCCCAUCAAUAGACAAUUCAGAGUCAGACCCAGAUUCAGAUGAAGACGAGGAUGAGGACUCAGAUGUGGUAUCCAUUACAAUGAAAAUUUUAUAUUGUGAAAUUAACGAAACACCAGUUACAGUUGUAUUAGAUUCCGGUGCUAAUUGUAAUAUUAUAGGUAAGAGUUUAGUAGAUGAAUUAGGUUUGGAAAUUGAUUACCCUCAUAUAGAAUCUGAAAAAUCACCACAUAUAUUAGGGUUACCAAUACUAGGGAUGUUCCAUGAAAUAAAUCCCUCUUUUCAAUCCAAAGAUAAUAAAUCAAAGCAAGUAAAAGUUACUGACAUUUUUGUUACCAAUAAACCCGAACUUGAAUACAUACUGAUAUUGGGUCAGCCAUGGUUCCAGGAAAAUGCAAUGAAGCUGGACUUUCCAAAUAAAACUCUUACAUUGCUCGAUGGAACUGAUAUACAAUUAGUUAUUGGACCAAAAAUUCCACCACCAACACAACUCAAUCGGUCUGUGGAUGAUUACUUCAAGAUGAUAAAGGUAUAUGCUAUAGCAUUGGAUAUCGAAUUAGAUAAUCAAUACCUUAAGAGAACUUUCUUUAAUGGCCUAUCACGAGAUAAUAAAAAAGAAGUAAUUCGAUUCGGCUUUAAAAAGUCUCUGAGUGAAAUAGUCAAUCACUUGAAUAGAAUCUCAUCCGGAUAUACUGAUUUUCAAAAUUUUCAAUUCGGGAAUUUGAGACAAGAGGAGAGUUCUAUAAUGGAUUUUUACAUGAAAGUAAAAAAAUAUUGUAAAUUAGCUGGAUGUAACGAAGAUCAUCUUAAACAUCAAUUUAUCCGUGGAUUGUCACCCGAGAAUCAGAUAGAAACCAGAAGAUGUGGAUUGGACCUUCCAUUAGAAGAGCUAGUAGAAAGGCUGAGCGGAAUUGAGAAUGUCAGAAAAAUUCAAACGCGUUCUUGUCCAAAACUUAAACAUCUUGAGCUUGGCAACUGUUCGAUUGGUAAUAAAGCUGUCGAGGAAAUAGCCUGUAACUGUAAUAAUUUGAAAUAUCUUAGCUUGGAGGGAUGUAAAGGGAUUAGUAAAGAAGUAAUGGAAAAACUUAAUCCUAAAAUUAGUGUAAGUAAGCCUUCGGCUAAAAUCGAAUAUCCUGAUUAUUCAGAUGAUAUAUGGUCCAAUUCUCAUCCACCUCUACCUAUUCCAAUCUAUACUGGUACAUUAUUAGAUGAAACAGAUAUUAUUUCUGCAUUCAGUAAUUGUAUCAGAGAGAUUGAAGGAAAAAUCCCAGUAAAAGCAUUAAUCGAUACAUCGUCGAAGUUUAAUACCAUUAGCAAGAGCUUGUUCGAUAAGCUUGGAGAAGAUUAUGGGUUGGGAUGUCUAUCUGAUGAUGAAUUGAUCGGUAAAGAAAUAAAAUGCUUAGAUUUACAGUUUCACUAUAAAGGAAAGUGGCGAAGCUUAGAUUGUACUGAAUUAAUAGACUUUCAAAUUUGCAAAAAUCCAUCAGUUGAUUUGAUAUUGGGACAAGAAUGGUUAUGGAUGCGUGAAGCAAAAAUAAGCUUUGAACAUUCUCCCAAAACCUAUGUCCAUCAUGCUAAAAUUGUAAUAGAUGGUAUGAGUAUCCCAUUAAUCGAAGAAAAUAGUAAUAAAGACAACUCUGGUCUAGCUCAAGAGGAGUUUAUGAAUAUAAUCAACAAAAUUCUCUCAGGUGCUCAAGAUAUUAAACACCAAAAGAGUCAUCAUGGAAUAUUUCGCAACAUACCCCUUGUACCUCCAACACCCAGAAGAUUGGACGAUGAUGCUUCCAAAAAUAGCGGAGCUGGUAAGAUUAAGAAAUAUCCUAAAGUAGAUUUAGGUGAUGGGAGUGGAAAUCUUUCAAUCAAAACGCACCUCAAUAAUAUUUGGAGGUUGGUUCAUUCUAUAGAAAAUGAUAUAGAGUAUAGAAUUUUUGAAAAACUUUGUAUUAUUGAAUAUGAACUAAGUUGUAUAAAUAAAGCAAAGCUACCAUGGAUAAAAUCUGAGACAGAGACUAAUUCAUCCAGCUCUGAUUCAGAAUCCACAGGUUCAGACUGGUGUGAUCUUGAUCCAAUAAAACCGUGA
Molecule: messenger RNA, 3069 nt
Organism: Entrophospora candida
Lineage: Eukaryota; Fungi; Glomeromycota; Glomeromycetes; Entrophosporales; Entrophosporaceae
Source: the annotation of a GenBank genome assembly